This is a messenger RNA of Odontomachus brunneus, 3784 nucleotides long. RefSeq lists its product as uncharacterized. The coding region runs from base 1261 to 2400 and encodes 379 amino acids. NCBI's taxonomy places the organism in Eukaryota, Metazoa, Arthropoda, Insecta, Hymenoptera, Formicidae. The record is from RefSeq and is a predicted model, not a curated record. The transcript has 2 exons.
AACUUUUUACUUCACCUAAUAUCUGCGACUAUAGAUUUGUUCGAGUUGCUUGUAUUUUUCACAUUUUUACACCUAAUGCCCGUUGCACACUAGUGCACCCCAAACAUCACAGAAUUUCCAAAAUACGUUCUAAAAACGCUUUUAGGACAGUGGGACGUCAUCAGACUAUUUUUAGGAUAUCCUUUGAAGGUGUGAGCCAUCUGAAAAUAGCUAAUAUCUAAUUAGUUUAUUCUCAUUAAUUGCACUUUUUACACUCUCAUACUUAGUGAACAUACUUAGUGAACAUUAAGUCUAUUCUUUUUCGUUGAACUGAUGCCAUAAAUUGGAGAGCGACAAAUAUAUGUUUGUCUCACUUUAACUUUAACUUAUUGCACCAAUACAGCUGUGAAGCGAAAAAGAACAGACUUUAAUCCGACUCUGAUCCGAUUCGAAACCCGGUGGAAACUUAGGGCUAUCGCACACAAAUUGACAUAACUGCAUAUGCAUAGCAUAAGAUCGUAUGGACCAAUGAGCAUCGAAUAUUAAGCAUCGAACACCAAUAUGGCGACUUAAUACUCGAUGCUCAUUGGUACAUACGGUCUUAUGCUAUGCAUAUGCAGUUAUGUCAAUUUGUGUGCGAUAGCCCUUAGUCUGUAUCAUGGACAUAAGAUUAUUUGAACAAAGCACAAAGUAUGAUUAUAGACGAAUGUCUAUAAAUUUGUUUCACUCUAAUUUAUUGUACCAGUGCUGUAGUGCAGAGCGAAAGAACAGACCUAUCGACUGCAUUCCGAUAUUCGACUACGGCAAACAACGUAUUGUAGAACCAGCCUAACUACUGUUAUGUUAAAACUUGUUAGAAUACGUUCGGACCAUGAAAUAUUUUUGGAACGUGCCUCAACGUUUUCCGCCGAGAAGAUCACCCUCAUAUAAUCAUUUCUCUACACCUAACAAGUUUUUUUUACUAGGAAAUGGCGAAAGGACCAAAGGUUUAAGGUCUGAAUGGCAAAUAGAGAGAGAGACAGAUUCAUAACCUUUCAGUGUAUACCCCUCUUAACGAAAAAGAAAAACAGUGAGUGAAGCAAAAAAGUGAAUGUGCGAGUUUUUUUUUGUUUCUUGUGUGUAGCUGUGAAAUCGGAUAAUAUAAACUGUAGAAGUUAUCGAGUGGUCAAGAGUGUAUUCGCAGAAGAUCAUCUAAGGAUCAUACAAGGAGGUAAAAAAAUUAUUAAUCUUCACAAUGCCUAAAAUAGAAAGCAUUAUCGAAAAACACAAGAGAUAAGUAAUAUGAUAAUUAACAAGGUUGAAUGUAAAAAUAUUACGCCGUUAUCAAGAAACAUAUUUGUAGCUUCAAGUAAUAAUUUUGAGAAUAAUAAUGAAGUACGUUACGUUGAAUAUAAUGAUUCUUAUGAUACUUAUAAUAUCCAUAAUGAUUUAGAGGUCUUGAAUACGAAUUCAGACACUGAUUCCAAAAAUCAGAUAGAAGACGUAAGUAAUUAUAUUUCAGACAGUGAUUCCAAUGAUCACAUGGAACAUAUAAAUUGUACAAAUAAUUGUAGAUCUACAAAUAUCACAGACGAUUCCCUAGCUUCUUUAUUGUUUUGGUUGCAAGAAUGGACAAUUAAAAAUAAUAUAACUCAUGUCGCGUUAAAUGAAUUAAUGUGUCGUAUAAAACCUAAGUAUCCAGAAUUGCCUAAAGAUGCUCGCACUUUACUAAGAACUCCAAGAAAAAUUAAUGUAGACGUUGUUACACCAGGUCAUUAUUAUCAUUUUGGCAUAUGUAACUACAUUGAAAAACUUUUAUCGCGAUGUUCUUUUCAUAAUGACAACUUUAUUGAAGUUAAUAUAAACAUUGAUGGUUUGCCGUUGUUCAAAAGCUCAAACAGUCAAGUUUAUCCCAUUUCAUGCAAUUUAGUUGAAAAUUACAAUAAAGUAGAAAUUAUUGGGAUCUAUCAUGGAUAUGAAAAGCCCACUAGUGCUAAUGUAUUUUUACAACGUUUUACAGAAGAAGCAAACUAUUUAACAAUUCAUGGUAUAAAAAUUAAAGAUCAUAUCUAUUCUUUUAAAAUUAAUUCUUUUAUAUGCGAUGUUCCUGCUAAAAAUUUUGUCACUUAUAUUAAAGGACAUUCGGUUUUUUAUGCAUGUGCGAAAUGUACAGUUAAGGUAAUGUACAGUUACAAAUAUUAUUGUAAUAGAGUGAUUUAUCCAUAUAUAAAUAAUUGUCAUUUAAGAACAAAUAACGAUUUUCGACAAAAAUUACAAGAACAUCAUACAGGCACAUCAAUACUUGAAUCGAUUCCUAAUAUAAAUAUGAUAACUGAUUUUUCAUCAGAUCCGAUGCAUCUAAUAUUCUUGGGAAUUGUCAAAAAACUUAUCACUUUUAUGGUGAAAACCCAAAAGAAAAUUAUCCUUUUAUCAAAUGUCUGAAAUCUCGAAGUUACUAUUAGAUCAAAGAAAGAAUGUACCUUCCGAAUUUAAUAGAAAAUCAAGAUCUUUAUUUGAAAGUAAAAGAUGGAAAGCAACUGAAUUUCGAACUUUUUUGUUAUACACGGGACCCGUAGUCUUAAAAUCUAUUAUAAAUAAAGAUCAAUAUUGUAAUUUUCUAACAUUGCAUAUAUCUAUCAGUAUUCUAUCAAAUUCAAAACAUAUAGAGCAAUAUUUAGGUUAUUCCAAAUCCUUAUUACAAUAUUUUGUUGAAACAUUUAUUGUUUUAUAUGGUAAAGAAAAUGUAUCGCACAACGUACACUAUUUAUUACAUAUUUAUGAUGACGUAGAAAAAUUUGGACCUCUUCAACAAUUCAGUGCUUUUCCAUUCGAAAAUUAUUUAUAAUCAAUAUUAAAAUUAAUUCGCAAAAAUAAUAAGGAAUUAGAACAAAUUAUUUGUCGUAUAACUGAAAGAAAUAAUUGCAUACAUCAUAACUUAAAAAUGACACAUAAUGAGACCACAUUUUUAAAUCCACAUUUCAAUGGUCCACUUAUGAAUUUCCGUAAUUGUAAUCAAUUCAGUAAAGUUGUGUUCAAACAGUUUACUUUAAAAAUAUGUGAACCAGAUAACUGCUGCAGUUUAAAGAAUGGAAAUGUUAUUGUUAUUAGAAAUAUUGUCGUUAAUAAUAUAGGCCCUGUUGUCAUUGGAAAUAAAUAUAAGAAUCUUACAGAUUUUUAUACUGUACCAUGCAAAUCGUCAAAAUUAGGUAUAUAUUUAAUCGACGAUAUUGGGAAUUUAGAGUUUUGGAAUCUAAAGCAAAUUACGAAUAAAUGUUUUAAAUUAAAAUACAAAAAUAAGUCCGUAGUUUUUCCACUAUUGCAUUUAUAAUACUUAAAAAUUUUUCUCCUUUGUGCUUUUUGAUAAAAAAAAUGCUAUAAUUUUACAUAAUAUAAUCAAACACUAGAAGUAGUAUUUCGAAGUAAAUAAUUUGAGUAUUUGUACGCAAGUACUUAUGUGCUCGUGCACAUGUAUACAUAAAUGUAUGAGUGUGUAUUUGUAUGGAGUAAAUAAGGAUUGUGAGGGGAAAUGAAUUAAUGAAUGACGAGCUUCCGAGAUCCUAUCCAAUGUUCAUGAUAAUUUAUUGACUUGGAUCUUAUAUAAGGUGUAGUAAAAAGAAAUCCAUUAUUUUUCCAAUAGAUGGCUUUAGUAAUGUGUAUCUCGCAUUGUGUAAGUGCGAUCAGUUUACGCUAGAAAGGCGUUAGAAAGAUAAGAUUUUGUACUAAAAAAACUUCUCAGACAGUUUUGUGAUUGUUUGACUCAGUAUUGUUUGAGCGCGCGUCAAAUAUGGACACCAGCAAAGAGAAAAUACGCCAUAUUUUACAGUUU